Gloeophyllum trabeum ATCC 11539 is the source of this 900-nucleotide messenger RNA. RefSeq lists its product as uncharacterized. Gene Ontology annotation, molecular function: ATP binding; protein kinase activity. The annotation marks the transcript as partial. Gene Ontology annotation, biological process: protein phosphorylation. The transcript has 3 exons. NCBI's taxonomy places the organism in Eukaryota, Fungi, Basidiomycota, Agaricomycetes, Gloeophyllales, Gloeophyllaceae. The record is from RefSeq and is a predicted model, not a curated record.
UUCGUCUACGGUCUUCUUCUUACAGAGAAACACGUCCGGUUAUACCAGUUUGAUCGUGCUGGCGCCGUCUUCUCAGGGCGCGUCCCGAUACAUAAUGAGGCCACGACUUUCGUCAAACUCAUCCUCGCGCUGUCUACUGUGGACGAGGUGCAGCUCGGUUUCAAUGACAGAAUCAGAUGGAAGAAUAAUGAUCUGUAUUGCAUAAUGGACGGAGUCGGUACGUACAAGAUCUGCAACGUGAAGCCGUUCCAUAGACGGACGAUACGGGGGAGAGGGACAACAUGCUGGGUUGUCGAGGAUCCGGACGAGCAGGGCAGCCGACUUCUGCUUAAGUUUGCCUGGCGGACUCUAGACCGCGUACCGGAAUGGGAGUUUCUCGAAGAGAUCCAGCGCAAGUGUGGGCGUAUACCAGGUGUCAGCGAGCUCCGCGGUCGCGGGGAAAUCGAGCGGAUCUCGGACCUGCGCAACGGCGCCCCCUUGCUCACCCCUACAAACAAGACCAUCAACGAUCGUCAAUACUACUACGUCUUUCAGCCCUUUUAUGGGCGAACGCUAGAGAAGGCACCAAACACUUUGAUACUCUUGGAAGCUUUCCGUGACAUUAUCGCAGCCCAAUGGGAGCUGGCACGGCUUGACAUCGUGCAUCGCGACAUCAGUACGCAAAACAUGCUGCUCAACGAAAGGCCCGAUGCGCAAGUGGGUGAGCGGGGGGUCCUGAUUGAUUUUGACAUGGCCAAGCGUGUUAUCCGAGAUAAGAGUGGGGCGGAAACCGAUUUCCGAACGGGCACUCGUGUUUUCCAGUCCAUCAAGGUACUGAUGGGUUAUGGGACCCACGACUACCUAGAUGACCUUGAGUCAAGUUUCUACGGUAUAACAUGGAUCGCAUGCACGAGCGAUCGC